AUGGCAAAGGACUGUAGAGAAGGAGUAUCGUCUUGUAGUGAAAACACUGAAGUGCUCAAGAGAGCUAAGUUUAACAGUGGCUUCACCAAAGAUUACAUGGAAUUACCAGAUUGUGAAAACACUAAGGAAGGCUGGUCCAGCUGUGAAAAGUACAAAGGCAGCAAAUCAACAUUUGAUCUAGUCCAGAAGGAAACAGCUCUGCUGAAAGACUUAAAUGGAAAUGUCAUCAGUGAUAAAAACAACUUGAAUGUUGGAUUCAACAGUAUGGAAUUAUACUCCAGUGAGACUGAAAUCAAACAUGAAGAACUGGAAGAAUUACCACAGUUCAACAUUAUGAUGGAUUUAGACAAUGAGCUUAUAUUAGAAGAUUUAUCACUCCAGCUGCCUUCAAGACCUCUUAUUUCUGUGGUGCUAGAUAUUAGCUGCAAAGGACAUCCCCUGAAGUGGUUGCUCUUAGCAGGCUUGGAACAGAAGUUGCCCUUUCUGGGAGCACAAGCAAAUGCUACUAAAACGGGUAUUGCAUUGUUAUAUGAUGAUGGAUCUGAAAAUGCCUAUGACAUCCGACUUAAGCUUACCAAAGAGGUACUAACAAUUCAAAAACAAGAUGUCAUCUGUAUUAGUGGAAGUGAUUGCAGUGCAAAUCACAGAACUGUUACACUUCGUAGACAACCAGUUGGUGGCUUGGGCUUAAGUAUAAAGGGUGGUGCUGAGCAUAAAGUGCCUGUCGUCGUAUCAAAAAUAUUUAAAGACCAAGCAGCUGACCAAACAGGAAUGUUAUUUAUAGGAGAUGCAAUAAUACAGGUUAAUGGCAUAAAUGUAGAAAAUGCUACCCAUGAAGAAGUGGUACAUCUACUGAGGAAUGCUGGCGAUGAAGUUACCAUCACUGUUCAGUACCUCAGGGAAGCUCCAUCAUUUCUAAAGCUCCCAUUAGGUUCCCCUGGACCAUCCAGUGAUCACAGCAGUGGAGCUUCCUCACCUCUCUUUGACAGUGGUUUACAUUUAAAUGGAAACUCAACUAACACAGCUCCAUCAUCACCUUCCUCACCCAUAGCUAAUGAACCAAAAUAUGAGAAGCGCUGGCUAGACACCUUAUCAGUUCCUCUCUCGAUGGCUCGAAUCUCAAGGUACAAAGCUGGAACAGAUAAAUUAAGAUCUAAUGCAUUUGAAGUGCUGGCACUUGAUGGAGUUAGUACUGGAAUACUUCAGUUUUAUACAGCCCAGGAGAGUGCUGACUGGCUGAGAGCAAUAUCAACAAACAUCAGUGAUUUGACACUUCAAAAUAUGAAAAUGGCAAAUAAAUGCUGUACUCCUGCAGACCAGAUCAUACAUAUGGGAUGGGUGAAUGAGAGACUUGAUGGAACUGAUUCAUCUCAUAUAUACAAAUUCAAAUUCCUGGCACUGAAAGGUUCAUCCUUCUACAUUUUCAGCAGUCCACCAGUGAGCACACUAGACUGGGUACGAGCUGAAAAAAUCUAUAACCUCUGUGAGGUUCUGUUUAAAGUUCACAAGCUCUGGCUUGCUGAUGAUUGCUGGCUGCAAGCAAAGUUAUAUUUAGGUAUUCAUCAAGACUAUGAUCUUGAAGACCCGAGACCAUACUGUUUCAGUGUCAUGGUUGGACAUGGCAAGAAUCAUUAUUUCAAUGUAGAGCUGGCCAAUGAGUUGGCAGCAUGGGAGAAAUCAUUUCAGAGGUCAAUUUUCUUGGAAGUUCAAAGAACAGGGUCUAAAACAUAUAUGUGCAGUUGGCAAGGAGAUUCCCUGUGCUUCACAGUUGACUUUGCUUUGGGAUUCACCUGUUUUGACAGUAAAACAAAGAAUGUACUUUGGAGGUUUAAAUUCUCUCAGCUUAAGGGCUCUUCAGAUGAUGGAAAAACAAGAGUAAAGCUACUUUUUCAGAAUCUAGACACCAAACAAAUUGAGACAAAGGAACUUGAAUUUCAGGAUCUGACUGCAGUUUUACACUGUAUUCACUCAUUUAUAGCAGCAAAGGUGGCAUCAGUGGAUCCAGUAUUUAUAGACAGCCAGAGUAUUGCAAGAAAAUAUAUGUACAGUAACUGA
Alligator sinensis (Chinese alligator) is the source of this 2055-nucleotide messenger RNA. RefSeq names its product syntrophin gamma 2 (gene SNTG2). Gene Ontology annotation, molecular function: protein binding; structural molecule activity. Gene Ontology annotation, cellular component: dystrophin-associated glycoprotein complex; intracellular anatomical structure. The coding region runs from base 1 to 2055 and encodes 684 amino acids. The record is from RefSeq and is a predicted model, not a curated record. Lineage: Eukaryota; Metazoa; Chordata; Crocodylia; Alligatoridae. The transcript has 19 exons.